AGUUAAGAUUUUAGAAGCAUAUUUAUUUUUUUUAGACCGGGUGGAUUUUCUUUUUUCAGUUUUUAUUUUUUUUCUAAGCGUUUUCCAGAAAUAAAUUCACUCACCUCAAUAAUUGUACUUUUAAUUUGCAUUCAUAAUAUUACAAAAUUACCUGUAGUGUCUUUGUUGUUCAUUUUAUUUCCUACAAUGGCUGAAUCGAGCAAAGCUCGCUCAACACUUAUUGUUCGACCUCAGAACAUUGUUGAAAAUAGUGAAUUCAGACGCCAAAGAAGUCUCAAAUUAAAUACACUCGUAAGACAAAAAAGCAGUACCACUGAGCCAAGUCCCAACAAGACCUAUAUUGUCAUAAUAUUCUCCGAGAAAGCUAGAGUUGCAAAAUGUAUUGAUGUCGAGAAGAUUAUCCAGGAAUUUGGUAUUCUAACUACUCUCGAAAUAGUUAGCAAAACAGAAAAAUAUUUGUACCUUUCGGCUUCAACUGAUACACUUUUACGUUUAGCCGAUGGAGCCGAACUGUGCAAGAAAACCAUAACUGGCAGUAUGAGGAAAUUCAAUUAUUUCAGUGUAUCGGAUUAUCUGAUUGGGAACAUGACCAGGGACGAUAUUGUUGCUAAUAGUGAAGCACCAGUUCUGAUCAAGGAUGCUAUUAAACCUUCGCUGAUGCCUUACAUACGAAAAGGAAUUAUAGAACACUUUUUCCCUUUGCAUGAUAUCGAAUAUCUUGAUAAAUUUACAUUUAAAUUUACAAUGAAACAACCAAUCGAAGAUAUUCGUGAUUAUUACGGAACAAGUAUUGCACUUUACUUUGCAUUUAUUGAGUUUUAUACAAAAGCAUUGAUAUUCCCAAGUUUAUUUGGUCUAUGGCAAGUUGCUUGGCAUCUGAAUUUACCGGUUGUUUGUGGUUUUUAUGUUCUUUGGACAACUAUAUUUUUAGAACUAUGGAGUAGAAGAUGUUCGAUCUUAGCCUACCGUUGGGGUACUAUAGAUAUGACCAGUCUUGAUAUUCCUAGAACAGCAUACACAGGAGUGUUGAAACAGGAUCCCAUUACCGGAAAAAUGACAUUACAAUAUCCAAUGCGGUUAACGUAUAUGCAAAUGUAUUGCAUUUCUUAUCCAGUUGUAUUUUUUUGUAUUAUUGCGGCAGGAUAUUUUGCUCUCUAUCAAUUUCAAAUUGAAGCUGAAGUAUUACAGGAUUUCGGUCCAGAUUCAUUGCUACUCUACAUCCCAGUUAUAGUUCAAUCGGUAUUAAUCGCAAUUUUCUCAUGGGCUUAUGAAAAACUUGCAACAUUUUUAACAGAUCUAGAGAAUCAUCGUACACGUAGUCAAUAUGAUCGUCAUCGUGUGAAUAAGUUGAUGCUCUUCGAAAUUGUCAAUAAUUUCUUUUCAUUAUUUUACAUUGCAUUUAUUUUGCGGGAUUUGAACCAAUUGAAAUAUCAAUUAAUGAUGCAAUUGAUUAUAUUUCAGAUUGUUUGUACGGCUCAAGAAAUCGGAAUUCCCUUGUUGGCUGUAUUGAGGCAAAAAUUUACAAAAUACAUAGCCCAAGAAAUGGACGAUGAAAAGAAAGCUACAAUACUUGACGUAGCCCGUUAUGAACAGAGUUUCUAUGAAGCUGGAUUAGAUGAAUACCAAAGUACCUACGAAGACUAUUUGCAGAUGUGCACUCAGUUUGGGUACGUAGUGCUUUUUGCUGCCGUUGCGCCAUUUGCAGCAAUAGGUGCACUUAUUAAUAAUAUUUUCGCCUUGCAUAUUGAUAUAUUUAAACUUUGCAACAUUUUCAAACGGCCUUAUGCACGUCGUGCUAAAAAUAUAGGUGCUUGGCAAUCUGCUUUUGAAAUCCUCUCCGUCCUGGCAAUAUUUAGUAAUUGUGGAUUACUUUAUAUGCAACCUCAAGUUAGAGAUUUUGUUGCUAAACUUGUCCCAGAAAUUCCCGAUCUUGCAUUUGUUGUUUUUGAGCAUCUUCUUUUGGGUUUGAAAUUUCUCAUUCAUAAAGUUAUACAUAAACGACCUCGUUGGGUUCGCAUAGCGAUGUUGAAAUCAGACUAUGAAUCGAGUUUAGCGUAUAAGGAUUUAAGAAAAUUCCGAACCGCAUUCAAGAAUCACAAAAAGGAUUAAAAAGGAAACAAUAACAACAUCUAAUGAUGAAUCUCCCACUUUGUGCCAAAAAUAAUGAAUCUAAGCAACUAAACCGUUCAGUUUUAUUUUUGAUGGCAACGAAACCUUUUUAUUGCAACAAAACUAGUCUUUCCAAUUUAAAGUUAUUAUUAUUGUUUAUUUAAUUAAUUAAUUUAUUAUUAUUUGUUUUAUUUUGUACAUAGUACAUUAUUUUACGUGUUGUGUCUUUUGCUAACUAUGCAUAUUAUGAUGUGAUUGUUAUACUAACGUUUUUAUUGUAUUUAUAAAUGAAAUCAAAGUGCUUUUAUACACAGUGCCUGGAGUUUGAUAUUUAAAUAAACUAUUAUUUAAAAAGUU
Messenger RNA from Eupeodes corollae, 2466 nucleotides. It is a transcript of the gene Axs, whose product is annotated as anoctamin-8. The coding region runs from base 187 to 2109 and encodes 640 amino acids. Gene Ontology annotation, biological process: chloride transmembrane transport. The record is from RefSeq and is a predicted model, not a curated record. The transcript has 12 exons. Gene Ontology annotation, molecular function: chloride channel activity. NCBI's taxonomy places the organism in Eukaryota, Metazoa, Arthropoda, Insecta, Diptera, Syrphidae. Gene Ontology annotation, cellular component: plasma membrane.